CCUGGUGGAGCCGAAACUUCCUCAGGCAGCCCUGCUCGCUGCAGGAUGAUGAGGGGAAGCCCUCAUCGUCCAACCAGGGAGCAAGGCUGGAUUGACCUGGGAGAGCCAAAUUUGCUUGCUCGUGACCAGAAGGCAGGCAGAUCAUCAGCAGAUUCACACCACCAUCCUCGACGUAUGCCAUGCGAUUGUAGUGCAAAACGGGUGGUGGGAUUUGAUUUUUUAAUUUUUCAAAAAAAGUCUUGUGGCAGCGAUCUAGCCCCACAGCAGCCCGGUGGCCCCGUGGCCUGCCGCCUGCCUCUGCUGUUGUCCUCACUAGCUAACCGCCCGUACCUGGGUACCUGGGAAGAAGGAGAUAAUAAUCAGCAAUGA
Molecule: messenger RNA, 369 nt
Organism: Rasamsonia emersonii CBS 393.64
Lineage: Eukaryota; Fungi; Ascomycota; Eurotiomycetes; Eurotiales; Trichocomaceae
Exons: 1
Source: RefSeq, a predicted model, not a curated record